This is a messenger RNA of Pseudogymnoascus destructans, 294 nucleotides long. RefSeq lists its product as uncharacterized. NCBI's taxonomy places the organism in Eukaryota, Fungi, Ascomycota, Leotiomycetes, Thelebolales, Thelebolaceae. The record is from RefSeq and is a predicted model, not a curated record. The coding region runs from base 1 to 294 and encodes 97 amino acids. The transcript has 2 exons.
AUGCAGGGUAGGCAGGGGCAGAAGGCAGAAGGCAGAAGGCAGAAGGCAGAAGGCAGAAGGCAGAAGGCAGAAGGCAGAAGGCAGAAGGCAGAAGGCAGAAGGCAGAAGGCAGAAGGCAGAAGGCAGAAGGCAGAAGGCAGAAGGCAGAAGGCAGAAGGCAGAAGGCAGAAGGCAGAAGGCAGAAGGCAGAAGGCAGAAGGCAGAAGGCAGAAGGCAGAAGGCAGAAGGCAGAAGGCAGAAGGCAGAAGGCAGAAGGCAGAAGGCAGAAGGCAGCCAGGCAGUCCAAGCUUUUAA